CAAAAGUUUAGACAGUCUUCAUGUCACCUGACGGCACCCGGGCUGGGAAAUAGGAGAGGCUUUUUUUUUUUGGCAGAAAACAAAGUUGGCUUUGUGGAUUAUGUUAUGUUCUCGUAUCUCAGCAAGGAGUUAUGAAAGCUGUGAAAAUUACCCUUUCCUAAUGCAGGUCAACCACCCCCCGGUGUAAAUGUGGUGUCAGAACAGGAAGUGCAGGAAACUCUCCCCAACAGCUCUUUAUGGUGAAAUCCGCAGAACAUGCCGCGUAGUCCCACUUCCAGUGAAGAUGAGAUGGCGCAGAGCUUUUCAGACUAUUCAAUGGAGUCCGAAUCUGACAGCUCAAAGGAGGAGACCAUCUAUGACACCAUCAGGGCAACGGCCGAACGUCCAACCAGCAGGCUGGAGGAUAUUCAGACCAACACCAUGGUCAUCAGGAUUGUAAUCCCAGACCUGCAGCAAACAAAAUGCGUCAGGUUUAAUCCCAAUGCCACCGUUUGGGUGGCAAAACAGAGGAUCUUGUGCACCCUCAACCAAAGUCUGAAGGAUGUCCUCAAUUAUGGCCUUUACCAACCCUACAGUAAUGGAAGAGAAGGAAAGUUCCUCGAUGAAGAACGACUGCUGCGGGAAUAUCCUCAGCCUAUGAGCAGAGGCGUGCCUUCCUUGGAGUUUCGAUAUAAAAAGAGGCUGUACAAGCAAUCCAGUAUUGACGAGAAACAGAUUGCCAAACUACAUACAAGAGCUAACUUGAGGAAAUUGAUGGACUACAUUCAGCACUGUUCUGUGGAGAAAAUCUGCAAAAUGUUAGAUCGGGGGCUGGACCCAAAUUACCAUGACCCAGAAAGUGGCGAAACUCCAUUCACUUUGGCAGCACAGAUGGACAACUCUACAGAAGUGAUUAAAGCUCUUUGCAAUGGCGGUGCUCAUCUGGACUUUAGGAGCAAGGAUGGAAUGACAGCUCUGCACAAAGCAGCUCGAGCAAAGACGCAAACAGCUCUUGUGACCCUGCUGGAGUUGGGGGCAUCUCCUGACUACAAGGACAACCGUGGCCUGACUCCUCUCUACCACACCGCCAUGGUGGGAGGAGACCCCUAUUGCUGUGAGCUGCUCCUUCAUGAACAUGCCAGUGUUGGCUGCAAAGAUGAAAAUGGCUGGCAGGAAAUUCACCAGGCAUGCCGAAAUGGUUAUUAUCAACAUUUAGAGCACCUUCUGUUUUACGGCGCCAACAUGGGGGCACAAAAUGCAUCUGGGAACACUGCGCUGCACAUCUGUGCCCUCUACAACCAGGACAGUUGUGCACGCGUUUUGCUUUUCAGAGGAGCCAACAAAGAAAUAAAAAACUACAACAGCCAGUCCCCAUUCCAGGUUGCUAUAAUUGCUGGAAAUUUUGAGCUUGCUGAGUUCGUUAAAAACCAUAAGGAAACUGAUAUUGUGCCGUUCAGGGAAGCUCCCAGCUACUCACACCGGAGGAGGGGGCUACAGAGCACUUUGGCAGCACCCAGAGUCCUCCUCCGCUCCAACAGUGACAACAACCUCAACGUCAACAACAUUCCUGAGUGGUCUGCUGCCUCAUCUUCUUUACACCGCAGCCUCUCACCACAGUUGCUGCAACAGAUGCAGAAUAAUCCUAAUGGCACUGUAAAAACUAUUGGGAGCUAUUCCCAGGUCCCCCGGAGCCGCUCGCCAUCUUUGAACCGUUUGGGAGAGGAUGCAAAGAGACAGCAGCACAGGCACGUCAGUCCUGGUGCCAACAAGGAAGCGGCCUCUACUGGGGAUUAUCAGGGACCAAAGCGAAAGCUGUACAGUGCUCUUCCUGGAAGGCAUUUUGUUGUGGUGAAACCGUAUCAACCUCAAGUAGAAGGCGAGAUUCCCCUUUACAAGGGGGACCGGAUAAGAGUUUUGAGCAUUGGAGAAGGAGGAUUCUGGGAAGGAAAUGCUAGAGGGCACAUUGGGUGGUUUCCUGCAGAAUGUGUGGAAGAGGUUCAACCCAAGCCAAGUGAAGGUCGGCAAGAAACACGCACAGAUAGAACUAAAAAAUUAUUUAGACACUAUACUGUUGGAUCUUACGACAGCUUUGAUGCUUCCAGUGACUGCAUUAUUGAAGAGAAGACUGUGGUCCUACAGAAAAAGGAUAAUGAAGGCUUUGGAUUUGUUCUCCGAGGGGCAAAAGUCAGUCACAGACCUGGAACAAACACACUGUCAGUGAAAUCAGAUCCAUAUUUUGUUUCCACCUCCUACCAAAUAACAAACACGGACACUCCUAUUGAGGAAUUUAACCCAACACCGGCCUUCCCUGCUCUUCAGUACCUGGAAUCAGUGGAUGAGGAUGGGGUGGCAUGGCAAGCCGGCCUGAGGACCGGAGACUUCCUUAUAGAGGUGAAUAAUGAGAAUGUGGUUAAAGUCGGCCAUCGGCAAGUGGUUAACAUGAUAAGGCAUGGAGGCAACCACCUCGUUCUGAAGGUUGUGACGGUGACCAGGAGCCUAGAUCCGGAUGAUACAGCCAGGAAAAAAGCCCCUCCACCUCCAAAGCGGGCUCCCACCACUGCGUUGUCCUUGAGGUCUAAAUCUAUGACCUCCGAGUUGGAAGAAUUUGCAGUGGAUAAAGCUUCUAUACGGAAAAAGAAGGAUAAAAACGAAGACUCUACCCCAAUAGCCAAGCCUUUAAGACCCGUGGACAACAUGCCAGUAGAUUCCAGGGUGGCUACAAUUAAGCAGCGCCCAACAAGCAGAUGCUUCCCUCCUGCUACAGAAGCCAAUUCCAUAUAUGAUAGGCAGGGUAUCGCUGUAAUACCGCCCACUGUUCCAGGAAGCCCUCAUGGCCCAUUUCUGGGUGUACCUCGUGGUACGAUGAGAAGGCAGAAAUCUAUAGACAGCAGAAUCACUCUGUCAGGUAUAACAGAGGAAGAGAGACAAUUUUUGGCUCCUCCGAUGUUAAAGUUUACUAGAAGUUUAUCCAUGCCAGAUGCCUCAGAAGAUAUUCCACCCCCUCCAGCAACAUUGCCUCCAUCUCCACCUCCUCCUUUAUCUCCGGCACCAUUCAACUCGCCCAAGUCUCCUACUCCUCGGGGAUAUGGAACCAUUAAACCAACAUUCAACCAGAAUGCAGGAACAAAGUCCCCCUCUCCAGCUGUGCGUUCAGAUACUGUAGGGACAAUACUGAGAGACAAGGGCAUGUAUUAUAGACGUGAGACUGACCGCUUCUCAUUGGACUCCGAGGACAUCUAUAGUUCAAAAAAGUCAACCCAACAAAAUUUUGUAAAUAAGAGAGCGCAAAUGCCAGAGAACCCAUACUCAGAAGUAGGCAAGUUGGGUAACAAGGCUGUGUAUGUGCCAGCUAAACCUGCCAGAAGGAAGGGAAUGCUUGUGAAACAAUCUAAUGUGGAGGACAGCCCCGAAAAGACUUGUUCCAUUCCUAUCCCAACCAUUAUCAUUAAGGAACCUUCAACUAGCAGUAGUGGGAAGAGCAGUCAGGGAAGCAGCAUGGAAACAGACCUCCAAGCCUCAGAACAGCAGGGACAAUUAAGGCCAGAUGACAACCUUAAUGCGAAUAGUCCAUUUGCUGCAGCCAUUGCAGGAGCAGUGAGGGACAGGGAGAAAAGGUUAGAGGCCAGACGGAACUCUCCCGCUUUCCUAUCUACAGAUCUUGGUGAUGAAAGUGUUUGCCCCACACCUAGCCCAAGGUUGCGGCACUCCAAGUCAAUUGAUGAGGGAAUGUUCUGCAAUGAGGAGAGCUUUAAGCACUUCACGGGGCCAACCUCUCUCAUUUUAACAAGUGGAACUUUGAAUGCUUUUGGUACCAAUGGAGACAUGAACAACAUACGGUCAGUGAAGGGAAAAGGACAUGAAAACAACACUGGUAAAGGGAUUAGCAUUUCUGGAAAUUAUAUGCAUCCGGUGACAGGGAAAUUACUAGACCCCAACUCUCCUCUAGCACUUGCAUUAGCAGCUAGAGACAGAGCCAUGAAAGAGCAAAGCCAGCCCACCCCAAUCCCCACAGAGCAAGAUAAGUCUGACCUGAACAAGCCACUCUUCAUUGAUACCAAACUACGGCCCAAUGCAGAAAGCUCAUUCUCCGGGGCAGCUGUCAGUUCAGGUAGGUCUAAUCAGCGCGGGGUCCUAAAAAGACAAGAGACUGAGAAUAAACAUGAACCUGAUGCAGCAAAGGAGGAGAAACGUCACGAGGAGAAAAAAAACAUGUUGAUCAACAUCAUGGACACCUCACAACAGAAAACUGCUGGGUUGCUCAUGGUUCAUACAGUAGACACCACCAAAGCAGAGGAUGUUCUUAGUGAAAAUGAAUGUGCAGAGAAAGACACAUCUCUAGAAACUCCUAGUGCUCCAGCAUCAGAACCUAAUGAGAUUUCUGAAAAUGUGUUACCCAAAACAAGUGACUCUGGUACCCCUGCACCCCCUAACAAAGCCAUUGUAGCUGUUUGCUCUGUGGAUGAGCCCGUCAUCCUACCCUUCCGUAUCCCUCCUCCACCAUUUGCCUCAAUAGAUGUGGACGAGGACUUUAUUUUUACUGAACCACUGCCUCCUCCUCUUGAAUUUGCCAACAGUUUUGAUAUCCCAGAGGAUAUGUCUGCAAUUCCAGCCGCCACCCUGGCAGACUUGUUGAUGCAGAGAAAGCAUGGCAACCUCCCUCCUGGUAUAUUUAAUCCUGGUAUUGCCUCUCUUUCUUUAGAAAGUAGAAAGCCAGGGGCUCUAUCCAACUGUCUGCCCACCUCAUUCAUGCAACACCCUGAAAGCUUUGACAAUGUCACAGACUCUGGGAUAGAGGAGGUGGACAGUCGUAGUGGUAGCGACCACCACUUAGAGACAACAAGUACAAUUUCCACUGUCUCCAGCAUAUCUACCUUAUCUUCAGAGGGUGGUGAAAACUUGGACACAUGUACAGUCUAUGCAGAUGGGCAAGCAUUUCUAGUGGACAAGCCCCCAGUACCUCCAAAGCCAAAAGUCAAGCCCAUAAUCAACAAGAGCAAUGCACUUUACAAGGACGCUGUCCUGGAAGAAAACAUGGACACUUUUGCUAUCCCUCCUCCUGCUCCACCUCCACCGCCCCCAUUAGGUUUGCAGCCUGCUAUAUUUAAACCUGGGCAACAAAGGACCUCAAAGCUAUGGGGUGACUCCCCGGAGGUGAAAAACGUAGUCAUACCCAGUCCCAAAGCCAAUGUUAUUAGUGAAUUAAAUUCAAUAUUGCAACAGAUGAACAGAGAAAAGGCCACAAAAACGGGAGAAGGAUUAGAUUCACCCACUGGGAUGAAAACUGCAAGUUUCAGUACAAGGGGCUCAGAUGCAUUGAGUACAGUCUCAGGUAACAGAAAUACCACAGUCACUUUUACUGUCCGUCCUGGAGCAAACCAGCCAAUCAUGCUACAGAACAGGACACCUGAAUACGACAGCAGGAUAGUUGGUAUGAGGCGAGCGCCCAGCCCUGUGGUAUCUCCGGCUGAGAUUAUGAGAGAUAUCAAGCCUGGUCCACUGUCCGCUCCACCCGCCUCCAUGUCUGAUGUCUUUAUUCUACCAACUCCACCCCCCACUGGGGACCUCUUUGGGAUGAGUAUGGGGAGAAGCAGGUCCCCCUCCCCUUCAAUUUUACAACAGCCAAUCUCCAAUAAGCCUUUUUCAGCAAAGCCUGUCCAUAUGUGGACUAAACAAGAUGUCGCCGACUGGUUGGAAAGUCUACACCUGGGAGAGCACAAGGAGAUGUUUAUGGACAAUGAAAUAGAUGGAACCCACCUACCAAGCCUUCAGAAAGAAGACUUGAUAGAUCUGGGAGUCACAAGAGUAGGACACAGAAUGAACAUAGAACGAGCAUUAAAACAGCUUUUGGACAGAUAGAAGUACCUUGCCUUGCUUCUUCAGAUUUUCUUUUCCUGACAGUUUCUUAUAGGGGUCCUUAAAUUACUUAAGGAAAACACAAAUUUAGAAAAAAAAUCUUUACUGCAAGUUUAAAUAGCUGUACAGAUAAUUUAUAAGCACAAUAUUUUAAGGAGAUAAGUGGCUGGUCUACUGGGCAGCCUUUGUGCCACUAUAGUUGUAGAAAGAAAAUGGAAAACAAAAAAAAAAAAACACUUUUGUGAUUUAAUAUAAUACUAUUUCUGUGGAAUAAUUAUUUGGAAAAAAAAAACUUAGUUCAGCCUUUUUAAAAAAAAUAAAUAGAAAAAUAAAUCAGCCUCAUUUGAAUGCACAUGAACCAGCUGAGCUGUGUUGUAUUUUCUAUCUUUCUAGAACUUCUUCAAAGAAGAAUAGAGCUUUUCUCUUCAGCAGUGGGUAACGGAUAAUGCAGUGGGUACUGCAAAUGUAGAAAAUGUCACUGACACCCCCUUAUGGAAACAAAGUCAUUUGUCCCUGUACAGAGUCAGAGGGACCUGCUGUUUUUGGCCUGGUUGACCGUGGCCCUCCUCUGAGACUGGACGGGGGGGGGGGGGGGUCUUGAUCUUACAUGUUCUUCUUUUGCAGGUACUAAUUUGUAUCCAGGUUCAUAUUUAUCAUUGUAAUAAUAAAAAAACAAAGAGAAAAAAAAAACAAGCAAAAAGGUGUUUUAUUUGAAAGUAUUUCUGGUUGUGUUUCCAUAAUCAGCUGGGUGAGACUGUAUUAAAUCCACUAACAUUCUUUAAUAUUUUUCCACAAUCCAUUAUCUUAUAGUGGAAAGCUCACCUUAUUACAAAGUGUACACAAUGGUUUUUUAGCCAUCAUUGUCUUCCACUUGGUGAUAAAUUUCAGAAUUAAAACUGUAAAGCAGAAAGGCCAUGUUACUUUUCUUUUUCUAUUGAAUGCAUAUGGUAUUACCUCUUGAUAUGUGCCAGGAAACUGUUGCAAUCUGCUUGUGACGCGGUCAUCGCUGGUGAACGAGACAGUUGCGAACUAGAAUCAUUUGUGUGAAUGUGGAUCCUUCAACAGUGAAAGUCACGCCUAACAUAAGCAAACAAAAGCUUCAGAUAGCCACAGCUUGAAGGCCCGCCACUUUUUCUUGCAUUAAGGCUUGCAAGACCACUUCCAAUCACCUCUGUGGUAAUUGGGUGCCACCAUACAUACACAACACCUCAUGUGUAUGACACGUGUCUAUCACAGGGGUAAAUGCGGGCCACUUUGCGCACUUCAACGCCUACUGGUUGUGGAGCACUAUACCGCAUCUGAUUUGUUUAUUUUCCUAUGAGGCCUACAUUGAAGUGAUAUUCACUGUACUGAAUGACUAGGACUAGCAACUCUAUGGCUGCCCCCAUUGUGCCUGAGUGACCAGUGCACUUAUACAGUGAGGGGCCUUGCUCCCUGAAUGGUUUUGUAUUUUCUUUUUUUCUUUUGCUUGAGUAGACUUAUUUUCAGGCACCUGACUAAAAAUAUGUAUUUACUAGAAAUAAGAUGAAUGGUUAAAGAGCUAACUAAAUAGUAUAUUUUUACACAGUAUCUUAUUGAAAGGGUGUAUAGGGUGGAAGUAUGUCCAUAUUUGCUAUUAAAAAAAAAAAUGCCAUAAAAAAAAAAAACUUAGUAGAAGAACCUAUGUGCUGCCGGUUCUGUAGAGUUUCAUCCGUAAGUAACAAGGAUGGAGGAUGGCCCUGAUCAAACAGGAACCAAUAGCAAGGAAAGUGUCAAAGAUCAAUAACCUGCAUCUGGUUCUAGACUGUACAGUGGUACAGACAUGGUAGCGUUGCGUUUCAUUGCUACUUGGGGAUUUUAGGCUUAGAACUUUUUUUUUGUUACAUAGUGUAAUUUAAGAGAGUCUUUUUCUUGACAUAUCUAGUUUAUGUAAUUUUCUGUGUAUACAAACACCAAAAUUUUACAAAAAAAAAAAACGAAUCUUGUAAAUUGUGUAAAACUUGCACAGCUGCCAGUGCUGGGGAAUUCUGCAAUUCUCCUUUUAUUAUAUAAUUAUACAAAUGACUACAUGUGACUGUUUAUUAACUAUAUCACAGAGUUCUUUUUUUCUUUUCUUUUUUUUUUCUAUAUAUAAUUCUGUGAUACCUUGUUUAAUUAAAUUCUGUUCCUUGAAACCUUCAUAAUUUUAAUUCGGAUAAAACCAUGUCAGAGCCAAAACUCACCACCUGAGUCCCACCCUGCACCACCAACAAUUAUUAUUAUUAUUUUAUUUUUAUUUUUAAGUGAGUCUGUUCUUCUCUCUAGUUUUGUGUUACAGCCUGUGUUCACGUUGUUAAUGUUGCUGUAUUUUUGUGCUUUUAAUUCCAAUGAUAAAGAACAAAUUAAAGGAGAAAAAAAAAAUCAAGCUACUGUAAUUGCACUUUUCCAAAUCCUCAAAACUACUGUAUGGCAACCAAAUUACUGUAAGACAAAAUAAAUAUAAUAUUGCACUAAGAUUGUGGCUCUGAUUGCAGACUUAAAAACAAAAUGUUCUGUACGGAAUCAAUAAAAAUGAUGUUGCCAAUUCCUGAAUUGAGGCUUUUAAAUUGUAUUGAAGAAGCACUGUAAGUGCAGCCUUGACAAAUGCAUAUUAUUCUACUCAGAGAUGUACCAGUCAUUAAAGGAGAUUUACAAAUAAGGAAA
Rana temporaria (common frog) is the source of this 8493-nucleotide messenger RNA. It is a transcript of the gene SHANK2, whose product is annotated as SH3 and multiple ankyrin repeat domains 2. The record is from RefSeq and is a predicted model, not a curated record. The coding region runs from base 256 to 5835 and encodes 1859 amino acids. The transcript has 27 exons. Gene Ontology annotation, molecular function: synaptic receptor adaptor activity; ionotropic glutamate receptor binding. NCBI's taxonomy places the organism in Eukaryota, Metazoa, Chordata, Amphibia, Anura, Ranidae. Gene Ontology annotation, cellular component: postsynaptic density; postsynaptic membrane; dendritic spine.